Molecule: messenger RNA, 5695 nt
Organism: Homo sapiens (human)
Lineage: Eukaryota; Metazoa; Chordata; Mammalia; Primates; Hominidae
Gene: HNF1B
Product: HNF1 homeobox B
Exons: 5
Coding region: 176-1318 (380 amino acids)
Biological process (GO): system development; insulin secretion; positive regulation of transcription initiation by RNA polymerase II
Cellular component (GO): transcription regulator complex; nucleus
Molecular function (GO): cis-regulatory region sequence-specific DNA binding; DNA-binding transcription factor activity; transcription cis-regulatory region binding
Source: RefSeq, a predicted model, not a curated record
AGAAGUUUUCUGACUCCUUUCGGAGGAGCCUCCGGGACCCCGGGGAGUAACAGGUGUCUGGAGGCUGAAGGGUGGAGGGGUUCCUGGAUUUGGGGUUUGCUUGUGAAACUCCCCUCCACCCUCCUCUCUCGCACCCACCCACCCCCUCACCCCCUUCUUUUUCCGUCCUUGGAAAAUGGUGUCCAAGCUCACGUCGCUCCAGCAAGAACUCCUGAGCGCCCUGCUGAGCUCCGGGGUCACCAAGGAGGUGCUGGUUCAGGCCUUGGAGGAGUUGCUGCCAUCCCCGAACUUCGGGGUGAAGCUGGAGACGCUGCCCCUGUCCCCUGGCAGCGGGGCCGAGCCCGACACCAAGCCGGUCUUCCAUACUCUCACCAACGGCCACGCCAAGGGCCGCUUGUCCGGCGACGAGGGCUCCGAGGACGGCGACGACUAUGACACACCUCCCAUCCUCAAGGAGCUGCAGGCGCUCAACACCGAGGAGGCGGCGGAGCAGCGGGCGGAGGUGGACCGGAUGCUCAGUGAGGACCCUUGGAGGGCUGCUAAAAUGAUCAAGGGUUACAUGCAGCAACACAACAUCCCCCAGAGGGAGGUGGUCGAUGUCACCGGCCUGAACCAGUCGCACCUCUCCCAGCAUCUCAACAAGGGCACCCCUAUGAAGACCCAGAAGCGUGCCGCUCUGUACACCUGGUACGUCAGAAAGCAACGAGAGAUCCUCCGACAAUUCAACCAGACAGUCCAGAGUUCUGGAAAUAUGACAGACAAAAGCAGUCAGGAUCAGCUGCUGUUUCUCUUUCCAGAGUUCAGUCAACAGAGCCAUGGGCCUGGGCAGUCCGAUGAUGCCUGCUCUGAGCCCACCAACAAGAAGAUGCGCCGCAACCGGUUCAAAUGGGGGCCCGCGUCCCAGCAAAUCUUGUACCAGGCCUACGAUCGGCAAAAGAACCCCAGCAAGGAAGAGAGAGAGGCCUUAGUGGAGGAAUGCAACAGGGCAGAAUGUUUGCAGCGAGGGGUGUCCCCCUCCAAAGCCCACGGCCUGGGCUCCAACUUGGUCACUGAGGUCCGUGUCUACAACUGGUUUGCAAACCGCAGGAAGGAGGAGGCAUUCCGGCAAAAGCUGGCCAUGGACGCCUAUAGCUCCAACCAGACUCACAGCCUGAACCCUCUGCUCUCCCACGGCUCCCCCCACCACCAGCCCAGCUCCUCUCCUCCAAACAAGCUGUCAGGUGUUUUAUGGAUGGAGACAGAAAUGAGCGGCCGUUCUUCUUCAUUGUCUACAACCCUACAGCCAGGGGAACUAGAGGGUUUGCAUCCCUACCUGUAAACUUCAAUCUCACCGUGAAGAAGAAGGUCCCCGAAGUCUCUGAACACCUUGCUCUGUAUGUAUGUAUUCUGAGUGGCAGAAUUGUGGGCUGUACCAACAUCUGAGCCUGAGGUAGCUUUCUUCAUCAUUGUGUCUCCAGCCCAUAGCCCUGUGCCUGGCACAUGGUAGACACUCCAUAUAUUUGUGAAAUAAAGAUAUCUAUUAUAGAAGGCUUCCUGUCAAAGCAUAUGCAGAAACCCCCUGUUUUAUAAAUUUGGUAUUCAGUUUAAGAAUUAAACUGAGCCUAGGAUUAGUUUUGUUUUAUAUAGCAUAUAUGUGCUAUAUAAUUAUAUAUAUAUGUAUAUAUAAAGGCAUAUUUUCUCUUCUCUAGAAACAGUGUCACCCAGCUUCAACCCUAUUAACACUGCUUAAGUGUACAGUUCACAAAUUAAUGUCGACAUUUAAUGUUACCAGAAAGUUUUCAAAGAACGUAUCAUGAGUUUCUCCCUAAUGUUCUACUAGUAAACUAGUCUACUCAUUUAAUUUAGUUCUACUAGUUACUUUAAUGUUCUACUACUUUCAUUCAUUUUAAAAUCUCUUACCAGGAUCCCUAGGGCAAGAAAAGAGCAAGAACGUCUCCUCUUUUGUUUCCUUUGAGCAAAAUGAGGUCUAGAAAAGGGACUGGACUACUGCAAAUCAAUUAUCUGGACAGACAGAAACAAAACUGCCCUGCUCUGGGCAGCCAUUAGGUCUCUGGUGGUGCUCCCUGAGCACUUGGCUGGUGCUCCUAUCUCAGUGCCCAACACCUGGUGUUGCUUGGGACGAGCCUCCUUGGGCCUGCCGGUGAUCGGCAGCUAUCUGUCAUGAUGAUGGUGAUGAUGAUGGUGAUAAUGAUACUGAUGGAGAUGCCCUCUGUGACAGUGAUGAAGAGGCUGGGAUCUGGCCAGGCAAAUCCCUAUCACAAGGCAGCUCUGACACUUGCCAGACCUCAAAGGAUCUUCUCCCUGGGUAUCAUCUCCCAGUACGGUCUUUGUUAUGAAUAGGCUGUGGUGGAAAACCUCUCUUUUCUAAGGCAAUUUUAUUAGCCCUUCAGUCACAAUACAGAUGUCUGUUUAUAGGACCUUACUUUUGUGUGGACACCCAGUGGCUCAGUCUGCUGAUGGCUUUAUAGCCUUUCUCCCUUUGCCCAGACCCACUGGGAGCAUCACCAUUCUCCUUGUCCACUAGGCCUAGAGGCCUUUGUUGCAGCCAUAUUAUCUCUGCCUGCAAAGGCAGCUGCUCAGAAAAUACCAGACCCCGGGAGCCAGACUGCAGAAGGGCACUCUGUGUCCCCACAGCCUUUAGGCCUAACGAUGUCCACCAUUAACCCUUCUUAGUUUUACUCUAGUUUCUUUGGAGAAAGGGGCAUUUAAAAGUUAUUCAUGUUGCCACAGUAAAUUCCCAUUAAUUGACUCUUCUCCUUAUCCCCAAAUCAACCCAGUAGCCCCCAAACUCGGUUCUUCAAAUGUGAAACUGCCCAAGUCUAUCAAUACUGUUUCUUCAAUUUUGAUUGUAUUUUAAUCUCUCUCUCCUCUUCUCUUACUCCUCUUUCUUCCUCCUUAAAAAGAAUGCUUGCCUCUCCUUGCCCAUGGAAAAACAGGGAGGGGAGGCCAAAGCAGAAGGACUACUUGAGCCCAGGAGUUUGAGACUACCCUGGGCAACAUAGACCCCCCCAUCUCUUCAAAAUAAUAAUAACAAUAAUAAUAAUAAUAUUAAUAAAUUAGCCAGGCAUGGUGGCAUGUGCCUGUAGUCUCAACUAUUUUUGGGGGCUGAGGUGGGAGGAUUCCUUGAGCCCAGGAGUUCAAGGCUGCAGUGAGCUGUGAUUGCACCACCACAGUCCAGCCUGGGUGACAGAGCUAGAGCUUGCCUCAAAAAAGAAAAGAAAAACUGGGAGAUUUAGAGGAUAAAUGGACAUACUCCAGUCACUUCACCACCACUCAACUCAACAGUCUAAAGGUGAAAGUGAUGUGGAGUCAUCAGUCAGAGUUUAAGCAUAGGUUAUUCAUUCAUCAUUUACUCCUUCAAUAAAUGUUUACUGAAUGCUUAGCAUGACUCUGCCAAGAAGAAAAUGGAGAAUACAGACAAGGUCCUGCCCUCAUGGGGCUUACAUUACAGUGAGGGAUGCAGCCAAGGAACAAGUAAACAAACCUGCAAGAUCAUUUCAAGCUAUUAGUGGGUCGUGAUGGGGAGGCUCUACAUAUCUGGAGCCCAUUUGGGGCUUAGGAGGAAGAGGGAGAAGGGUCAGCUUUGGAAUACCACGGACUUGCUGGGAGACCCCCUAGCAAGGAGCGGUGCAAACAACCUUGUCCUCUCCGAACCUCAGUUUUCCACUCUGUCAAAUGGGUGCUUGUGACACAUUGAGAAGCAGAUGGGUGUAACAUACUCUCAGAUGUGAGGACUGCCCAAGUUAUCAAGUGCCAGGCUGGUUCCUUUUACCUACAGCAGCAAUCUUCAGGCUGAAGUAUUCAUUGCAAACUGCCUGAUGUUUGCCUGCAGAAACUGCCACUCUAGUAAGGAUGAGGCGUGGUGGCCCAGGUAGACCUUGUGGGGGAGGACACACAGAGUUUCUGUUGGUCUUCUACCUCCCCACAUGUGCAAUUUUUUCAAGUGCACCAUGCAUGUUAGCUUCUGUUCUCAGCCAAGGUGCUUUUGAUGAAAGAUUUUUUUUUCUUUUCUUGGUUACAUUUGCUUUGAUUUUUUUUUUAAAUAAGAAAACCAGUUUGUGGGCUUCCCUUAAGUAUCACUCAACUUUUACUCCUUGAGUCAAGAAUGUUUACUGUCCCUGCAGGCCUGUCUGUAUUUCUCCUCUUAUGAAUUGAGCUCCUAACUAAGCCAUGUUAGGUAGAAAGGGAUCCGGAAUUGAAACCAGCCCAGCAUUUAAAUUGCUUUCAUCUUGCAUCAGCUUUUUCUUCCACAUUUGCAGAUUUUUAAUCUUCUAAACUCUUUGCAAACAUGAAUCUUUAUCCUCUCAGAGGAGGAAAUAUUAAUAAGAACUAGCAAAAGUCCAGUGCUACAAACAAGGAAACUGAGGCAGCAAUGCUAACUCAUUCGAAAGCUUUCAUUUCUGGAGUUCUCAAUUUCAAGCCAGGGAAUUGUUCACAUUCUUUUCUUCCAAAUGGGCCUCUCAGAAGUUCACCAGACAGAAUCAUUUGUCUCUCUGCCUCUGUCCUUAAGAAAAGUAAAGUGUUUAGGGAGAAGGUAGAGUUAUCAGGACACAGUACUGGGUCCAUCAAGCCUGGCCCAGUCUCUCCCUGUCAUCUCCCCAACAUAAUGAUUUGGCUUCAUAGAAAAGAUGGCUGUGUCUACUCAUAAUUUAUGAACAAUGAACAUAGUUAUUACCUUUUGGAAGAGCUUUCUCCUUCGCAUGCUCUCUCCUGCCUGAGUUUAAAUUCCCAGUUUCUAGACCCAACAGGGCUGGGCUGCACUCUGCAUGAGGUUAGAAACACAGGGGAAGAAUGUGUGUGACAGAGCCCCAGCCAGUUGAGUAAUGUUUACUCUGUUGGUGGCUGGGACGCUCACUUACGCUGGCAGAGGUCCACCAGCCGGAGGAACAUUCCUGCAUUAUCAGGGAUGGGAGGUUGGCUCUGAAAUGUCAAGGGUGAAAGGCAUCCCACCAGAUUCUGGGUGCAGCUCAUAGACUUCAGUGAAAGGAACCCCCAGGUUUCAGUGCCAAAAGCCACAUCGUGGGCAAGCUGAGCCCCACAUUGCCCAGGAAUCCCCACUUCCCUCAUUUCUUCUUACUAAAAGAACAAUUCUGGUCCUGUUUUCUUUGUUGACAUUGCUCUUCUGUUUACCCAGCAGAACCAGUGCAUCUCUGACAUUAUUUUAUUCAUUCAUUAUUCUGGCUUGUGAAGAAGGAAUAUCUGUGUGCCCCUUUCACAGACAAAAAUGCCAAGGCUCAAAAGUUAACUGACCCAGAAUCAUCAGAGAGUUAUGGCAGAGAGAGAGAGAGAGAGAGAGAGAGAGAGAGAGAUUGUUAAAGUGUCUAGAGGCUGGUGCCCAGUUGAUCUCUGGAAUCAUGGAAUUCCAUGAUUUUUUGAAGCUCUUAGAGCUGAAUUAAAUCGCCAGGGGCUCUAUGAGCUGUAGCUCUAAGGCCCUGAAGCACAGGUUUCUGCAAAGUCUCUGGUGAAUGGCACCCUGAGCAGCUCCUCUCUGGGGUCCUCCUGCAAGGCAGUCAUGUUUGUCUUUGAACACACAGGCGCAGUAGGGUCUAUAUAACCUGACAUAUGCAGCCUAAAAAUCACCAGAGUUUGCUAAGCCAUGUGAUAAGAACCACAGGGCUUACGGGAAAAACAGGAUUAAAAACACAACACUUGAGGCCGGGCGCAGUGGCUCAUGCCUUCAAUCCCAGCACUUUGG